AUGUCAACUCGGGGCGGAGGAUGGACGGCCAUUCAAAAACGAAUAGACGGGUCUGUGUCCUUUGAAAAGAAUUGGGCUGACUAUAAGAAUGGUUUCGGUGUACCUGAACGGAAUGUUUGGAUAGGAAAUGACGCCAUCCAUCAGCUAACAAAGGGAAAGAACUCCUCCCUCUACAUCUCCAUCACACUUGUGAAUGGUACAACACUGUACCAGUUGUACAAUCAAUUCUCCAUAUCUGAUGAGGCAGACAAGUAUCAACUAUUUCUGGCCGAACCUGCUACGGGAACUUUAGGUAAGGGAAAAGUGGAACGUGUACAAUAA
Molecule: messenger RNA, 321 nt
Organism: Saccostrea cuccullata (small rock oyster)
Lineage: Eukaryota; Metazoa; Mollusca; Bivalvia; Ostreida; Ostreidae
Product: fibroleukin-like
Exons: 3
Coding region: 1-321 (106 amino acids)
Source: RefSeq, a predicted model, not a curated record